Messenger RNA from Aspergillus sclerotioniger CBS 115572, 945 nucleotides. RefSeq lists its product as uncharacterized. The record is from RefSeq and is a predicted model, not a curated record. Bases 1 to 945 code for a protein of 314 amino acids. Lineage: Eukaryota; Fungi; Ascomycota; Eurotiomycetes; Eurotiales; Aspergillaceae. The transcript has 4 exons.
AUGUCACUUCGCAAUCCCCUCAGCAGCCUGAAGAUUUCUCGGGGCCGAUUACAGGAACAUGUAGUCGCGGGCGAUGAAACUUUCGAAGACGCGCGAAAGGAAAUGCAAGGAGAUCUCAAGCGGACACACGAGCACGUAAAGGCUAUACCGUUGUCCAGUCUUACCCGCAAGCAAGCUGCCCGCUAUGAUAUCAUAUGCGAAACCCUGACGCUUCGAACGGAUGCGGGCUAUGCAUCUACUGAGAGGGUGUAUUUCAAGCCUUGGUCAUUGCUCAAGCUUCAGCAACACCCCAUCGAUCACAGCGAUAGAGAAACCGGAUGUGAUGAUGACUCAGACGAAGAUGAUACUGGAGCUUUCUUAUGCAAUGUCCUGGUUUAUGAAUUUAUGCAAUAUGCCAGGGACGGGCAGCCGCCAGGAAACACACUGGAGUAUCUGUCGGGCUGGUAUGGGGGUUCCUUUGAUCGCAAAAUUCUGAAGAGUCGAUACAUGGAUCUGGCCAUGUUUAGUGACCCUCACAGGAAUCCAUUGGCCUCGCCACCUCUCUCUUUCGACGCUGUUUGGUACAGGUACUUGCCCCAAGAACUGCCACAUAUCAGCUUGAUCGUCUCAUACGGGGGCGUGGGCAAUGACAACCUCCUGCGUUCGGAAGUCCUUGCCCUCGUCGGAAUCAUGAGGACCCGGCUUGGACAAACGGAGCUCAGAGAGCACACAAUAGCUCCUGUCCUCAUGAUAUCUUGCAUCGGCUUCCUCAAGGCAAGGAUUAUUCAGGCCUACUACACCAAUGGAAGGCUCAUGAUGUUGAAAAGCCCCCUCCACGACUUCUCCACUCCAGAAGCCAGAGGAAUCAAUAUCCCUCUUUUCCUGCUGUACAUGUGCAGUGAUUGUAUCGGGGAUACCAAGGCCCUGUCGCGGGAGAUCCCACUGAAUGAGGAUACCAACCCCUAG